GUUAACGCGUAAUCGUCUCGGCAGACGAUUUAGUCGCGUUUCCAUCGUUAGUUCGAUACGCUACGCGAAACGGGAGAAAACGAAAGAGCGCGAGGAUGCAAUUUCUGCUGGUUGUUGUUCUCGCGUUGUCCGUUGCGCGGCUGAUCGGAUCAUCGAGCUGGCGCUACGAAUCGGGAGCGUGCGAAAAAUUGGUCAGUUACACGGCGAGCCGUUACGUUCCAUACCAAGAGACGUACCGGGUCAGCAAAUGGGGAAUAUUUUACCAGACAAAAGUACGAUGGAAUUACAAGAAAGAGUAUUAUACCGCCUAUGGCAAGAAGAAGGUUUGUUGCGAGAACUACCGAAUGACCGAUGCGGGCGAUUGCGAACCAAUUUGCGAUCCUGAUUGCGUCAAUGGCCAAUGCAUCGAACCCGACACGUGCCUGUGUUUCGUCGAUUAUACGCGCUCCGAGACACGAGAUCACGUUUGCGAACCGAUUUGUACCAACUGCGUUCACGGAACCUGUAAAGAACCGAACGUUUGCGUUUGCGACGAUGGAUACAAGAUGAACGAGAACGGGACUAUCUGCGAGCCGAUUUGCAACGUCGACUGCGAAAAGGGCCACGCCUUUUGCUCGGCUCCACACGUCUGCACCUGUCACACCGGUUACACCCCUAUCUCUGAAUACGUAUUAUCGGAGGACGAAAUAUGUAAACCGAUAUGCGACGUCGAGUGCACGAACGGUGACUGCGUCGAGCCAAACGUUUGCGCCUGUCACGACGGCUACGAACCGAAUCCUCGCGACAAAUUCUCUUGCGAGCCCCGAUGCGAGAACGGUUGUUCGUUCGGUACUUGUACGGCGCCGAACGUCUGUAUCUGCGAGCCGGGUUACCGUUUGAACAACCAAUCGCGGGAGAACGUCUGCGAACCGAUCUGCAGCGAACCUUGCACGAUGGGUAGAUGCGUAGCACCCGAGACAUGCAGUUGCGUCGACGGUUACGGUCUACUUGGUCGAUCGAAGUACGCGUGCGAGCCGAUUUGCGAGAAGGCUUGCGUCAACGGAACCUGUACUGCUCCCGAAGUAUGCACGUGCCACGAGGGUUACCGAUCCACCGGAGACGAGGCGACUAAACACGUCUGCGAACCUUACUGCCACACCCCCUGUCAACCGUACGGAUGGUGCACGGCACCCGAUACCUGCAUCUGUUUCGACGGCUAUCGACUCAAGCGCGACCAUCUCGAUUCGCAACAAUUCCGUUACUUCGCUUCGACGUCAGCCUGCGAACCGAUCUGCGAGCAAACCUGCGUGCACGGUUAUUGCAGCGAACCAGGGGUCUGUACUUGCCUGCCAGGUUACACGGAAACCGAAUACGACACGAACGUUUGCCAACCGGUCUGCGAAGAAAACUGCUUGAACGGUUACUGCAGCGAUCCAAACGUAUGCACUUGUGACCCAGGUUAUCGAGCCCUGAACGAAACUUCGAACCAUUGUGUACCCGUUUGCGAAAUUCCUUGCGGGAAUGGCACUUGCGACGCGCCUAACCAUUGCAGCUGCAACACGGGCUAUCAACUCGGUUCGGAAAAUUUCUUUCUCGACUACGAUUACUCGUUGGACACGAGCGUUGCUUGCAAACCCGUUUGCGAGAAACCUUGCGUGAACGGUUAUUGCGCUGCUCCGAACAUUUGCAGAUGCAACUCGGGUUACUUAUCGACCGCCGUCUGGAAUAUCUGUCAGCCGAACUGCGAGCUACCUUGCGUGAACGGUUACUGUGCCAGGCCGAACGAAUGCGAAUGCAUGCCAGGGUACGAAUCGUCGAACAACGAUUCCAACGUCUGCGAACCGAUCUGCGAGCACGCCUGCAUAAACGCGUACUGCAGUGCACCGAACGAGUGCACCUGCAACGAAGGCUACGGUUUACCGGCUAUUCGGCCAGUGUGCGAUACGACGAUCGAGGAAUCCUGCGCUAACGCGACUUCGAGCGCGUUCGCCUGUGAGGCCAUCUGCGACUUGGACUGCGGAAACGGUAGCUGCACCUCUCCGAACACGUGUACCUGUUUAGAGGGUUACGAAAACGAUGCCAAUGGAAGUUGCAUACCUUCCUGCACCGGCUGCGAAAACGGAAGCUGCGUUGCGCCCGAAAGCUGCGAGUGCGAGCAAGGUUACGCGUUAACGAACAUAGGGAAUCGGAGCGUCUGCGAACCGUUCUGCGAACGAUGUUCGAACGGGAAAUGCGUGGCACCGGCCGACUGCCGAUGCGAGCCCGGUUUUCUCAAAGAGAUCGUCGUCAAUACGCUGGAAAACGAUGCCGACGAGGAGUGCGUCGCCGCUUGCGCGACAAACUGUUCCGGACACGGAUCCUGCAUCGUUACCGACAGAACUUGCGAUUGUUAUUACGGCUGGCACGGUACGGACUGCGAGGAACCGCUUUUCUGUAUUCUACCAGUCGAUCGCGGAAUCGACCACUCGAACGCGUCGAAUAUCGUACACCGUGCUAACGAAACGAUCGAUUACGUGCUUGCGAACAGCCCGCUAUGCAACUACAGCUGUUUCGACGAAAUCGGUAACGAGAGUUCGUGUUAUAGAACAUAUAGCGACGAUAACGCGGGAAACGACACGAUCACGUGUCUGAUCAGCACAGGUAACUGUUCCUUGCGUAACUCGAACGUAAGUUAUAUCUUAAGACGCGAUCGUUCUUUUCGCAGGUUUCAAUUGUCGUACGGUACCCGCGGAAUAUACGAGGACAAGAAAUUAUAUUAUUACGAUGGGAACAGCAGGAAUAAUGACCGUUACGACGGCCAGCGUUGCAGCGAUUUAUUUGCUAAUACGAAAACGCAGCAAACGAAGAUUUUCGCUGCGUUGGGUGAAUCCCCAGGAAAGAUGCUUCAUAUUUUCAUGAUAUCGAACAUCCUGUCUAGAUUGGAUAACGCGAAAAGCAGAACUGGCGGGGUCAGAUAUCUAAACAAAACGAUGCGCCUAAUUCAGUCAUCGGUCGAAACGUUCCGGAGCGAACAACAACGUCAUCGUCCGAGCGCAAACAUCGAGAAAGAGAACGCGACCAUGAGAUCGAUCGUCGGUUGCAUCGUUUUUCUAAACGGUAUUCUUUCGACGAUAACGAUCGGUAGUAGCGAACAGUCGAACUGCGAUACGUAUAUCAGUCAAUUGGAACAAAGAUACGUACCGUAUACGGAAACCUACAGGAGUCGAAAGUGGGGAAUCUUCUAUACGAUUAAGACUCGGCAAAACUAUAAGAUCGUAUUCACCCCCACCUGGCGAACGGUAAAGCGUUGCUGCGACGGUUACGAAGAAACGGUGGACCACUCUUGUUCACCUAUAUGCUCGACGAACUGUACGCACGGUUAUUGCAAAGCACCCGAUAAGUGCAGUUGCAACGAUGGCUAUCGAGUAACUCACGACAAUUUGUACUGCGAACCGAUCUGCCACGGGCUGUGCACGGAAAGUAACCACGCACACUGCGAAUCGCCGAAUAGCUGCGUCUGCGAUUCGGGUUACCGCUCGGCAACGGACAUAACAUUCCCCGACUCUCUUUGCGAACCGAUCUGCGAGACAGCUUGCGUGAACGGCAAAUGCAUCGCGCCGAACGUUUGCUCCUGCGAGCAUGGCUACGAGAACGUCGACGGCACCGGCUGCGUUCCGAAAUGCGAACAAGGUUGUACCUUCGGCAGUUGCACCGCCCCGAACACUUGUACCUGCGAUCCUGGUUACCGAAUGAACGAACGGAACGUCUGCGAACCGAUCUGCUCGGAACCCUGUCAAAUGGGCGAAUGCGUCGCGCCCGAAAGCUGCAGUUGCAACGACGGUUACGGCCUAUUCAACUCCUCGAUAUACGUGUGCGAACCGAUCUGCGAAAAAGCUUGCGUGAACGGCACGUGCACGGCCCCGGGGCUCUGCCUUUGCAACCAGGGUUAUCGGUUUAACGGUCCGGAAGAGGAGAAACACGUUUGCGAACCUUUUUGCGUCACUCCCUGCGAGCCUUACGGAACGUGUGUCGCGCCAAACACUUGCGCUUGUUACGACGGGUAUCGACCGAUCGAGCCGAUCCCCACCGACAAUCAGAUACCUGACAACGCCACGAAGAAAUACGCGUCGGCCUGCGAACCGAUCUGCAAUCGGGAUUGCAUCAACGGGAAAUGCAUCGAGCCAGACGUUUGUCGGUGCAAGCCAGGUUAUCGGCCAUCGACGAGCAACGAUUCGAACGUAUGCGAGCCUGUCUGCGACACAUCCUGCGGACCGAACAGCACUUGUACCGAGCCCAACGUUUGCACCUGUGAUCCAGGUUAUCGACCAACGAACAACUACGUCGCGUACAAUUGCGAGGAAAUUUGCGAGACCUAUUGCACUCCGAACAGUACCUGCGCCGCUCGCGAUUUCUGCACUUGCAACGAAGGCUAUCCGCAGCGACGCGCGCCAACGAUCGUUUGCCAGCCGAUCUGCUCGUCCUGCGACAACGGUAGCUGCAUCGAGCCGAACGUGUGCCGAUGUUUCGAAGGUUACGUUUUGACGAACGACAGCGUUUGCGUGCCGCGAUGCGAACACGGUUGCGAAAACGGAGAUUGCCUCGGACCGAACGAGUGUCGUUGUCACGAUGGAUUCUAUAUGUCUCGCGAUAACGGCACCUGCGUGAAAUCGUGCACGAGCGAUUGCAACGGUCACGGUGUGUGCGAGGACGAGCAAAACGCAUGUCGAUGUUCGUACGGUUGGACAGGACCGAACUGCGAUCAGCCUGCAAUUUGUCUCGAAAUUUUCGAUUCCGACGACGCGAGCUUGGAUCGAUUUACCGUUUACAACGAAACGAACGAUACUCUGGCGGACGCUCGACAGCAUGCACCGUACUGUCGUCGGUGCAACGCGGCAAUAAGGAACAGAAGUUUAUGCUUCGUCGUCCCUGCCGACAAUGGUUCGUCGUCGAUUGGUUGCUUCGUCGAAAUAGAAUCACCGUGUCAUCCGGUGUACGAAAGUAGCAGCAACUCGGUCUCGAGGAUAGGUGGUACGGUAGCUGGGAUCACGAUGCUAAUCGUGAUCGGUGCAACAGCCUCGGUGUACUUUCUGAUUCGCAGGCGCGCAAAGAAGAGAGUGCGAGAAGCGAAAGGACAGUACCUGGGCUCGCCGUGCGACGUCUCGUGUAAUCCGGAACUGCAGCAUGUGUUCUGCGACACGGUCACUGGUCACUGCGAGUGCGAGAAAUUCUAUCCGGUUCGUCUUGGGCCUAGCAAAGGAUGUGCCAAACCUAAAAGACUCGGAGAGCAAUGCUUCUAUCGCGCGACUUGCACUUUUGCGGAUCAACACUCGACCUGCACCCAAGUUCAACACAAUGCAGUGUGCGACUGCGAAGAGGGUUAUCACAGGGUCGUUUUGUCCAGGCCUAACAAGAAGGUGUUCUGCGCCGAAGAUCUGGUGCUGAUAACAACGGAUAUUCCAACGUUACUCUGCAUAGCGUCCGGAAUAGCGGUAUUCACGGCAAUGAUAUGUUUCGUGCUGAAAUUGUUCAGUCGUGCGCGAUAUUCGAGGCCACGACACUAUGCCAACGCUAAUCACGCACCGCCCAUGCUGUUCUCCAGCGACACAGGUAUCCCGUUGACGCUUCACGGCGGCCGACCAUCCUCGCGUUCCAGUCAAAGAAGCAGCACCGGAGGACCGUUGACGUACGCGUUCACCAGGAGGCCAAGCAGCGGUGGUAGCCGUGGUCCUCUGGUACCAGCGUCGAGAGCAGGUGCGGCACGUGCCGCCGCCAUCUUGCUUAUAUCGUGUCACCUGCAGGCAACCAAAGGCGGGAACAAGCAUCGACGUACCCUUAGCGACGUUGCUGAGGGAUCGUCCGACGGCCUCGGUUCUCGUCGGCCUAGCUUAACUUCGGUUCACAGUUCGACAUCUUCGGCGCGUAGUUACAGCGCGAGGAGGCUCGAGAAGGAAAGGAACGAGAAGGAACAGCGACAAGCUCUUCAAGAACUCAGGCUAGCGAAACAAAGGGAGCAACAACAGCAGCAGCAGCAACAAAUUGCACCUACACCUAGUCCUAGGACACCUCAUUCCACCGAUGAACUGUUGCCCUCCGUGGAGGAAGGGAAAGAAGUAUUUUAUAACGAGCAGGUACCGACAACAUCGGACACGAGCGAAGAAACAGCCGCAAAAACGAAAGCGACGGCGAUAACGAGCACGAACGUGAACAGAUUCGGUGAAAUGGUCCCGAUUACAACCUCGACAACGUCCAUCUUCGAUACGAGCAUCGCACCGCGCGCGACCGGUGAUAUUUUUCAAGUGUAGUUGACAACUAACGAUAGGAAAAGAACUGGUCGCGAAACGAAAUAUCGCCAGCAAAGAAGACGAUACGGUUAGUAGGGAAAUAAAUGGCUGAGAAGGAGAAGGUCUCGGUCUCGCCUAACCGAGAACCGUUCGAAUAAAUACGCGAACGCGCUUCGAUGUUGAAAACAACAGCCAUAGAUAAAACGGGUACGAGAAGAGAUCGUUGUUUGCUUGUGCCACGCGCGAUGGCCUACAAUUUAUUCUAAAAUAUAUGUUUUUGUUACCUAGUCAGCUUUCAGCGACAAGAAUAACGAUAAUAGGUCGAACGAAGAACGUUUGGCUCGUUCGAUACGUUACGUUGAAGAGUACUACACCUCGCGAGGUAUAGGUGCAGAUAUUCCAAGUUGUACCUGAAUAUGCUUGCCGCAAGUUCGUUCCACGAGGGAUUGCCACCAGCGAAACAUUCCUUGUCGCGACGUUUCGAGUCGCGUUUUCGAAUGCGAUACGUUCGAAUUUUGAUCGUUCGCCGAACAAAUAAGUACGUUGCGAGUCGCUUUACGAACAGGGAAAGGAACGGUAAUGGAUUUUUUACGGCUUCAACUUUUUAAGCGUUUCGGACCGAUUUCGGACUCGACGAUCAGUCAACUUGUUUCUUUUAUUUAACACGAUAGAGACAGAGGGAAGAGUUUUUCCGAAAUUGAACGACCCUCGGUUCAAGGAUUCCGCGUUCACCCUUUAAUUACACAUAUCAACUUACAUCGAAGAAAUAUCAAUUUUUUCUUCUUCUUCCUUCAAACGGUGUUCUCUCCUCUAACGCUAUGUAUACUUUUUAAACUCGCCAAUUUUUCGACCAUGUUUUUCUCCUCGAGCUCUUUCUCGAUCGACAACUUUUUAUCGUACAUUGUGAUCACAUAUCAAUCGAAACGGUUGAAAUUGUCCGAGAAAUCUUCAGAGAAGAAUCGAGAAGCGAUCGAACGCGACACGAUGUCAAAAUUAAUAUAUCGCUUAUUUAACGCUUUGACGGGUGCAAAAUUCCUGGAGACCUUCGAUACUCGAUACGGUUAUCAAAAUCGACAAAGGUAAACUGACAGGAAUCAUCUACCGAUACGAUUACGUUCGAAAGUUUUACGUUCGCGCUUUAUUCGAUUCUAUCGAAAGGUGACUAAUCACGGAAAGAUGCGAUAAAAAUGCAUCGACAUCGUAAACAUCUGUUGGACGAAACGACUUUACGAACGCGUCGGUCAUCAAACAGUUAAAUACGAUCAAACGGAGAACGUAUACUAUAACGUAUAGAGAUAACGACGGAGAAGAAACGAUCGAUUUACGUCGAGUUUGUCUUACGCGAAGAUACAUAUGUACAUAAGUACGUUUAAUAAGUACGUUUUGUUAGCUCGAGCGAAACUUUUUGCGAUAGAAAAAGAGCAAUUGGCAGGGCAUUCUCGAGUGGGUCGAGGCUAAAUAUACCUCUAAUCUUAGAUAAAUCGUUAAAAAGAAUAAACGGACGAAAAGAGAUAGAGAAGCUGGUGCUUGCCACGUGUCGCAACGAAACGAAACGAAACGAAACGGAGCGAAGCGUCUGGUACCAGGACGUCGAGAAGAUCGUGAGAUCUUAGUAAUUAUCAUUGACUCGCUUACCUGCGAUCCGAUCGAAAUUGCGUCGAAUACCAGUCCGACUUUCAGCCCUUUCCGUCGCCUUUCCCGAUAAACUGUCUUCUAACUGGAAACUCGGAACAUUUACGACCAAUAGAAUCCAACCGAAACGCGGACGCUAACGACUUUUCAUUUAUUUAUUAACGGUUGGCUUGAAUUUUUAAGCAAACCUACUCUCGUUUCAGAUUCGUCGACUAAAUUACGCGAUUAAUUAUUUUUCGUUUCGUCGUUGAUUUAAUGCCGUACGGUCACGAUACGCCGCGAAUCGACCUUCGAAUUACCUAUUAUUCUCAAUUACAACGAGUACAUCCGUUAAUAAUAGAAAGUCCUGGAACGAAACGUUUCGUCGAAAUCAUAUAUAUUUAAACCCCUUGCCUUCCAACGUCGAGCCUAUCACCGAUUAAAUCUUAUCUAACGGAAUAUCUUUUUUUUCUUUUGUCAAAAGUUUAAUUACUAAUUUAUAGAUAACAGUCUCUUUAUUACUAUACAUGUAUGUAGAAUAUCUUUCUACGAUUAUUCGUUAAUCGAGGGAACAGGAAAAAAUUCGGAUUCGACCGCUAUGACAAAAGGUAAGGGGUUAAAGUUACGAUAAAACAUACUAACGCGUCAACGGCCUGGAAUACGGUAUAUACAUUAUUUUCUCGAAAUCUCGCGACACGUUUCGCGUAAAAGCGAAUCGAAAUUGUUCGGUACGAUUUAUUCCCCCUUCGAGUCGCUUGGCUCGCCAAAUGUAAAUUGUAGUAACGAACAAGAAAAAGAGAAGGAGAAAUCGUUGAAAGCAAAUUAUAUAUAUUCUAUAUAUACAUAUUCUAAUAUUAUACGUGUAUAUACAUAUGUACGUAAGAAGCCGAUCAUGCACGAGGGGCUGUGUCGCGUUUCGCGGCGAACAAACGAAACGAAACGAAACGAAACGAAACGGAAAAAAAACGUGUAUCGACGUCUCGUGUUCGAAUAAUUACGCUGCCUUUCCCGAUCAAAUAAAUAAUAAUUAACGAAAUAAAUUGAAAGAAACCCCACUAUCCCACCACCAUCACCACCACUACCACCACCUCCGUAAUUAAAGCCACGCAAUAAAACGGCAAACAGAGCGAAAAAGGGACAAGCAAACAAAGGCGACGAAAAAAGUAAAAAGGAAAAAUUCAGCCGAUUCUACGUCGUUACGUAGGCCUAGUCGAGUCUAGUCCGUGUCUACACAGAAAUCGAGCACUUCCGUGGGAAAAUUUGUUAAUUCGCCUCGGGAUAUUCUUCGAAAUAUUCGUUCGAUACUCCGUUUAGUCUUUACCGAACGAUGUAUCAUACAUAAAAAAGUAAUAUUACUAACGAAAUAAAUUAAAUUACUUUUAUUAUUCGUAAUAGGAUAAGGUAAGAAAAGCGUUAAUUUUUUUUAUAAGCUUAGAACAUGGAAUUCGAGCGCAUUCGCUCUCGAACGGUUUUUCGGAUAAACGUUUCUGUACACGCUAGCGAAUCUCUACUAUCUCUUCGAUAAUAUAGAAAACUUGUAUCUUUCGCGAUGAUCGCACGAUGGGAUCUCUAUACUGUAGAUUUUCGAGGAAGAGACAAGAGCAGGUUUAACCUCUAGAGCUUUCGAUAUGCUCGCACGAUAACUACCUACUACGUAUGUAGACGCGGACGAGGCUUCGAGCGAUCGUCGUUCUACGAUUCUACGAAAAAAAAAAAGUCAAGCACGUUUAAUAAAAAAUUGCACGUCCGAUUUAACGAAUCGCUCACUUUCGAACGACCUCCGUUCGUUGUUGACGGAAAUGAAAUCGCGUCGUCGAACAAUUAUAUCGGGCCAACUCGGCCAAACACCUCAUCGUUAUUAUCGUCACCGUGCCAUCUUCAUCGUUAUCGUUGUUACCAUUUAUUAUUGUUAUUAUGAAUCACGAUUGAUUUUCUGGUGCGCGGGCAGUAAAAAAGUGAAAUUUUCUCGAAUAUUUAACUCGACGCGUACAUAACGAUUCUAUGAGGGUAACGGUAAAUGUUCUCUUCUAACUCUUUUACCUUAAAUUACCAUUAAUAUCCCAUAACGAUACAGAUCGAUAUGAAAUAUUGUCCGCCCACCAAAGAAUUACAUCGAAACGAUACCACGUUCGACUCGUAACGCCGCGCCGCGCCGUCUGAUUUCUAAAGGGAAAAGCCAAUGAAAUAACGAUGCUCGAUGUUUCAAACGUUAUUGUUUUAUCCCAUUUUAAAUGUUUACUGUAUGAUAAAAUUGUAAUAUAGUCGUUGGGCAAAUAAAGCUCUUUUUCGAUAUA
Molecule: messenger RNA, 10144 nt
Organism: Megachile rotundata (alfalfa leafcutting bee)
Lineage: Eukaryota; Metazoa; Arthropoda; Insecta; Hymenoptera; Megachilidae
Source: RefSeq, a predicted model, not a curated record